Molecule: messenger RNA, 1584 nt
Organism: Colletotrichum truncatum
Lineage: Eukaryota; Fungi; Ascomycota; Sordariomycetes; Glomerellales; Glomerellaceae
Product: Choline transport protein 6
Biological process (GO): amino acid transport; transmembrane transport
Cellular component (GO): membrane
Molecular function (GO): transmembrane transporter activity
Source: RefSeq, a predicted model, not a curated record
AUGGAAACCGACAUGAAGAAAGAUACGGUGGCUCUGGGCAGAGUUGAGUCCCAGACCGAGCCCGUCGCUGGCGACGACUUCCGGCUUGCCCAACUCGGUCAUACGCAGGAGUUGAAACGGCAAUUCUCUUUACCUGCUUUGGGCGCCUUGUGCGUCUGUCUUAUGGCAACCUGGGAGGCUCUUUCAACUGUGGUUGCACCGGCUCUUGUUGGCGGCGGCGCACCUUGCCUAUUUUACAACCUUAUUCUUUCAACAAUAUGUACAAUCUGUAUUGCUUCAUCUUUGGGUGAAAUCGCUUCCAUAUACCCUACCGCCGGAGGUCAAUAUCACUGGGUUGCGGCUUUGUGCCCCUCCCCGACCCGCUCCGCAGCCGCUUUUAUAACUGGUUGGAUAUCCGUAGGAGGACAAGUUGUGCUCACUUCGUCUGCCGCGUUUGCAGCCGGUCUUCAGAUCCAGUCGCUAAUCAUCCUAAACGAUGAUUUUUAUGUACCAGCAAGAUGGCAGGGCAUGCUAUUUUACUGGGCGAUGUUGGUUUACGGAAUGACUAUGAACAUUUGGGGUCAUAGACUUCUACCUACCGCCAACCUUGUGUCUGGUGUGUUACAUGGCACCGGCUUCGUAGUCAUCCUUGUCAUACUCGGCGUUAUGGCUCCAAAGAACAGCGCCUCCUUUGUCUUUACAGAGUUUGUCAACUCGAGUGGGUGGGAGAGCGAUGGCGUAUCCUGGCUGGUUGGCCUGAUCAGUGCAGUUUACCCCUUCCUUGGUUAUGACGCAGCAUGCCACUUGGCCGAAGAGCUACCAAACGCAAGUCGAGAUGUGCCCAUAGCCAUGGUAGGCAGUGUGAUUGUCAACGGAAUAAUGGGCCUCAUCUACGGCACUGUAUUGCUUUUCUCAACGGGUCCCCUGGAAACCCUUCUGACUACACCCACCGGAUACCCGUUCAUGCAGAUCUUCCUCGACGUCGCAAAGUCUCGAGCCGGCGCGACCGUCAUGUCCCUCAUCAUUAUCCUCACCGCGAUCGCCGCGACGGUCGCCGGCAUCACGUCAACGUCGCGGACGCUAUGGGCAUUCGCUCGCGACAGGGCUACCCCAUAUGACGAGCACCUAAGCAAGGUCAACAAGCAACAUCAAAUCCCGGUAUACUCUGUUGUGCUCGUGACUGUCCUACAGAUGCUUCUGGGUUUCAUCUAUCUCGGCAAUACAACGGCAUUCAACGCCAUUCUAUCAAUGGCAAUCAUCGGAAUGUACUCGAGCUACAUCAUUCCCAUCGUGUACAUGGUAUCUUACGGUCGAAAGAAGCUCGGUGCGUCAGACUAUGGUCCUUUCAAGCUGGGACCCGUCUUGGGCCCCGUCUUGAAUGUCAUUAGCCUGAUCUGGAUGGCGGUGGUCGUAGUCUUCAGCACCUUCCCUUCGGCGAUGCCGGUUACACCGCAAAACAUGAACUAUUCCAUUGUCGUAAUGACUGGCUGGUUAGUAUUUGGCAUCGCAUAUUAUGUUUCGUUUGGGCGGAAUAAAUUCCAGGUGCCGGUGGUGGAUAACAACGUUGUUACUGGAAUCUCCGUUCAUGCGGAUAUAGACCAUUGA